Asparagus officinalis (garden asparagus) is the source of this 1068-nucleotide messenger RNA. Its product is annotated as protein FAR1-RELATED SEQUENCE 12-like. The record is from RefSeq and is a predicted model, not a curated record. Gene Ontology annotation, molecular function: zinc ion binding. The coding region runs from base 1 to 1068 and encodes 355 amino acids. Lineage: Eukaryota; Viridiplantae; Streptophyta; Magnoliopsida; Asparagales; Asparagaceae. The transcript has 3 exons.
AUGUCGAGAACACUGAGUGCCAUGUUAUCUUCAGGACACGUUUUUUGCUGGAAUGAGAUCGAGCCAAAGACUCAAUUACACGAGUUUGUGACACAAUAUGAAAAAGCAGUAACUCCUCGUCGUUUAAGUGAAGCCUAUGAAGAUUUUAAGAGUCUUAACACAAAGCUUGUCAUGAUCCUUGGACAUCCAAUUAAGGUCCAAGAUGGAGAAAUGUAUACACUCAAUAUGUUUGAUGUGUUCCAAACUGAAUUCAAAGGAUUUGGUACAGAGUUUUGUGAAGAAUUGAGAAAAGAUGGGGACAUUGUUGAAUACAAGAUCUAUAAGUUUACAGAUAGGAGAAAAUGGGAGGUGGUUACUUAUGAACAAUCCAGUCAGAUGCAGUUCUGUUGCACUUGUGCUUUGUUUGAAACUAAUGGUGUUGUAUGUAGACAUAUAUUAUCACUAGUGGUGGCUAGUCAAAUGAAUUCAUUACCCGACCAUUACAUCCUACACCGUUGGACCAUACAUGCUCGACAUUGUAACAUUGGGGUUGGCAACAUUGUACUUGGAAGAAAUAUCACAAGCUGUGAAGAGAAGCUUAAUUUAUUGAAAUCUUGGGCUUUAAGAGCAAAAUUCAAUAAUGCGCUCGAGCUUGCAUUUGAUUCAGAAGAGAAGAUGCAAAAACUUGAUGAUGUGCUAACAAAUUUCAUAGAAUCAGUUGAAGAAGAAGUUGGAGAAACUCAAGAUCAAAUGGUGGAUAGUUCUCAGAUUUUCGCACCCAUUUCACAUACAAUGGAGCACAUUCCUCAGAUUACAAUUCGUGAUCCUGAUAGACCUGCAAGGACUAAAGGUCGUCCACGCAAUGCUACUAGAAUCCAGUCAGGUUUAGAACAAGCACAAGAAAAGAAAGAAAGGAAGAAAUGCAUAUGUAGCAGAUGUGCAUAUGUAGCAUAUGUGAUGAACUCGGGCAUUAUAGAACUAGUUGUAAAGUCAACUUGCAAAGAUUAUGCCGCUCCGGAAAUAUUUGUUGUUGAAAUUGAACUGGUUUCUGGACAGGCCUUGAGCUGGAUGCUGAAUCACGAUCGAUAG